AUGGCGGACAAUGGUCCUCAGUUCCAGUCCUUGGAGUUCACCACCUUCCUCGCCAGCAAGGAGAGGCCCAAGGCUGCAGUGAGCGUGACUCCUGACAGCAGAGACAUAUUCAGCGGAGACUCUGUUACGCUCAGAUGUGAGAUACCAGAGGGGGGAAACACAGACUGGGACUACAGCUGGUACUUCAACAGAAGUCCAGAGUCUCCUGUAGCCACUGGUCAGCAGUACAUCAUCAGUUCUGCUACUGAUCUCCACUCUGGUGACUACACCUGCAGAGGAACACAGAGAGGCACCACUCAGAGUUCAGACACCAGUGAUGUGCUCACUCUGACUGUGGCAGAGCGACCCAAAGCUGUUGUGUCCCUGAGCCCCAGCUGGACUCCAGUGUUCAGUGGAGAGAGCGUCACUCUCACCUGCAGCAUACAGGGAGAGUCCCCAUCAGACUGGAGAUACAGCUGGUACAGAGGAGACCAGCAGGUUCACCCACAUACAGGCUGGAGUGACAGUGAUGAAUACAGACUGCAGUCUGUGCAGGAGGACCACAGUGGGGUCUACAGCUGCAGAGGAAGCAGAAGAAGAGAUUCAAAAGUGUCUCAUAUGAGUGAUGAUUUAACUCUGACUGUUUCAAAGAGGCCCAAGGCUGCAGUGGCACUGACUCCUAACAGCAGAGACAUAUUCAGAGGAGAGUAUGUUAUCCUCAGAUGUGAGAUACCAAGUGGGAGAAACACAGACUGGGACUACAGCUGGUACUUCAACAGAAGCCCAAAGUCUCCUGUAGCCACUGGUCAGCAGUACAGCAUCAGAUCUGCUGCUGAUCUCCACUCUGGUGACUACACCUGCAGAGGAACACAGAGAGGCACCACACAGAGUUCAGACACCAGUGAUGUGCUCACUCUGACUAUGGCAGAGCGACCCAAAGCUGUUGUGUCCCUGAGCCCCAGCUGGAUUCCAGUGUUCAGUGGAGAGAGCAUCACUCUCACCUGCAGCAUACAGGGAGAGUCCCCAUCAGACUGGAGAUACCGCUGGUACAGAGGAGACCAGCAGGUUCACCCACAGAGAGGCUGGAGUGACAGUGAUGAAUACAGACUGCAGUCUGUGCAGGAGGACCACAGUGGGGUCUACAGCUGCAGAGGAAGCAGAAUUAAAGAUGCAAAGGUGUCUCAUCAGAGUGAUGGUGUUAAACUGACUGUUUCAAAGAGACCCAAGGCUGCAGUGACCCUGACUCCUAACAGCAGAGACAUAUUCAGAGGAGAGUAUGUUACCCUCAGAUGUGAGAUACCAAGUAGGAGAAACACUUACUGGGACUACAGCUGGUACUUCAACAGAAGCCCAAAGUCUCCUGUAGCCACUGGUCAGCAGUACAGCAUCAGAUCUGCUGCUGAUCUCCACUCUGGUGACUACACCUGCAGAGGAACACAGAGAGGCACCACUCAGAGUUCAGACACCAGUGAUGUGCUUACUCUGACUGUGGCAGACUCCAAGCCCAAACUCACAUUAAGUCCUGCCUACCAGCUCCUCACAGGAGACUCAGUGACUCUGAGAUGUGAGUUGGGCGUUUCCUCUGGUUUGGUGUUCUACUGGUACAGAGACACACAGACCUCUGAUCAUGUGGCCAAGACUGAUGUGAACUCCUACAGCAUCAGCUCUGUUAAAGUCUCUGAUGGAGGACAGUACUGGUGCAGAGCUGGGAGAGGAGACCCAGUCUACUAUACUCAAUAUAGUGAUGCAGCUGAGAUAAAGGUUGCAGACAGGCUGAAAGCCACCAUUACCCUGAAAUCAAAAUGGACAGAGUUCUUCAGUGAAGAGGAGGUCUCUCUCAGAUGUGACAUAGAGAGUGGAGAGAGCAGUGACUGGGAGUACAGCUGGUUUAGGGAUGGAGAGAGAGUUUACAGUAAUAGAAGGAAUAUGAAUCUUGUGAAGGAAUAUGAAAUCCAACCGUCUCAAAGUGGUAACUACACUUGUAAAGGACAAAAGAAACAUCAGAAGAAAAAAACAUCAGAAGAAAGUGAUAAUGUUGCCAUUACAAUUUAUUCUGAAAAAGCCCAGGCCCUUCUGAGUUCCCUCUCACAGACCUGGCUGACUGAAGGAGAUGCAGUGACUCUGAGCUGUGAGGUUAGAGGCUCCACUACAGGCUGGAGAUUCCACUGGUACAAGACUGCCCCCUUCAGGUCUGAUUUGAUUCAUGUCACAUAUGCCUCCCAAACAUCUGGGUUCCCACAAACACAUGGAAACAAAGGAUACUCUUUAGAGCCGGUCUCAAACAGCAUCAGAGGAGCUGGAGGCUCCUACACUCUCAGCCCUGCUGCUCUUAGACACACAGGGGUUUAUGUGUGCAGAGCAGAGAGAGGAGAGCCAGCCUAUCACACAGAGUUCAGCCAACCUCAGCCUCUCUGGGUCACAGGUGUGUCUCUGGCCUCUGUGAGCACCCAUUCAAACUGGUCCCAGAUCUUUACAUCUGAGUCUCUCUCCCUGAGCUGUGGGGUUCAGGGCAACUCUACUGGAUGGACACUGAGAUGGUUCACAGGCAGAGGAGGAGGAUCCGAGUGUUCCACUGACUGGAGAUCAGAAACAGGAUCCAGCUGCAGCAUCAGUUCAGCAUCUCCAUCAGACAGUGGAGUUUACUGGUGUCAGUCUGAGUCUGGAGAGCAGAGUAAUCCUGUCAACAUCACUGUGUACCAUGGUGAUGUGAUCCUGGAGAGUCCUGUACAUCCUGUGACUGAGGGAGAUCUUCUGUCUCUGCGCUGUAGAUAUCGCCGUCAGCUAUCAAACAUCAGUGCUGACUUCUAUAAAGAUGGGACACUCCUGCAGACCUCCACCACAGGAGAGAUGACCAUCCCUGCAGUCUCAAAGUCACAUGAAGGCCUCUAUGAGUGCAGACACCCAGACAAAGGAGAGUCACCAGAGAGCUGGAUCACAGUGAAGGUCACCAUUAUAGAUUCUGGAUCCUUCCUCCUGGUAGCUGUGGGAGUGGUGGUGGGAAUGUUCUUCUCCUUUGUAGUCUUCUGGCUGCAUCGCUCCAAAUAUCUCACAGGCCUAUGUUUGACCACUACAACAGAAGGCCAGCAGCAGCAGGACCUGAGAACCAAUCAGAGUUCAGACCAGGACCAGAGGACCAAUCAGAGUUCAGACCAGGACCAGAGUCAGUGUGCAGGAGGAGAGGGUUCUCACUCAGAGUAUAUGCCUCUGCAGAAGAGAACUACAGAUGUCUAUGACACUAUAACACCCCUCUACAUGCCACUGCAGAAAGGUGCUACGGAUGUCUAUGAAACAAUUAAAACAUCAAACAACUCUCAAGAAGAUGAAGAGGAGGGAUAUGAAGAUAUGAUUCCCUCUGAUACUCGAGCAGAGGAACAUGUCUAA
Molecule: messenger RNA, 3360 nt
Organism: Sardina pilchardus (European sardine)
Lineage: Eukaryota; Metazoa; Chordata; Actinopteri; Clupeiformes; Clupeidae
Product: Fc receptor-like protein 5
Exons: 17
Coding region: 1-3360 (1119 amino acids)
Biological process (GO): cell surface receptor signaling pathway
Cellular component (GO): plasma membrane
Molecular function (GO): transmembrane signaling receptor activity
Source: RefSeq, a predicted model, not a curated record